AAGCUCCACUCACCUUUACCACUGACACUGUGAGAGACAAGUCAUCAAGACUACAGCCUCCAGUGAAGCCAUGGCGUCCAGUCUUCCCAUCCUCAUGCUGCUCCUGUGCAGUCUGACCGUGGCUCAAGCCGAGCUGAGGGUGUAUAACCUGCGAGCCACCGAUCUUCCCUCUGACUUCUUUGGAACCACAGACGGCUACGUCAAGGCGUUCAUCAACACUGACCCCAUCGGUGAGACGUCUGUUGAAAAAAAUGAAAAAAACCCAAGCUGGUUUGAGGACUUGACCUACUCCGCGGCCAAGACUGGCGACAUACUGAGGCUGGAGGUCCACGACAGUGACCCCUUCUUUGAUGACCUUGUGGGAUCCUGUGCGACAGCAAUCAAGCGAGGGACCUACUCGCUCAAAUGCUACUUGAUGGAAGGUGGAAAACUUCAGUACACCUAUUCUUUUGUUUAACAUUACUGACUACAAGUUGGUCUUUACUGUUCUAAUGUCCUGGAAUCAAUUUGUUGGAUUUUUAAUCCAAUAAAUCAUGUUGCGACUAUC
This is a messenger RNA of Solea senegalensis (Senegalese sole), 547 nucleotides long. RefSeq names its product GTPase activating protein 1-like. The record is from RefSeq and is a predicted model, not a curated record. Lineage: Eukaryota; Metazoa; Chordata; Actinopteri; Pleuronectiformes; Soleidae. The transcript is spliced from 2 exons. The coding region runs from base 71 to 457 and encodes 128 amino acids.